GUCUACAUUCUCAACGCCAUUCUCUCGCCGACUCGCUCAAUUGUCCUUCCUUCGCUUUCGGAUUCCGUGUAAUAGCUCAAUUGCUUUGCCCCUCCAGAUAUUUCCGUUGGCUCUAAGCCAUUGGAGGAUCGGCAAUUGCAAAGAGUCACCCUCGGGUAUAUAGGCGCCAUGGCGUCGACGACAAAGGCGCCGGAGAAGCGCAAGGAGAAGCCAAGCGCUCUCCGCUCGGUGAUAGCUGGGGCGAGUGCUGGUGCCGUCGAAAUUUCUAUUACCUACCCUGCUGAAUUUGCCAAAACCCGAACACAACUCAACCAACGGUUAUCCGGUGCCGAUAAGCUCCCAUGGCCAAAAUUCGGUCCCGCAUGGUACGCCGGCUGCACAACGCUGAUUAUCGGCAACUCCCUGAAGGCUGGAGUCCGGUUCGUGGCAUUCGACCAGUUUAAGUCCAUGCUGCAAGAUGAGAAUGGCCACAUCUCCGGCCCUCGCACCGUCAUUGCCGGCUUCGGAGCUGGUGUGACCGAGUCGUUGCUUGCCGUGACCCCAUUCGAGAGCAUCAAGACCACACUGAUCGACGAUCGCAAAGCUGCCAAGCCCCGCCUACGCGGUUUCCUCCAUGCUGUUCCCAUCAUCGCACGAGAGCGCGGACUUCGUGGCUUCUUCCAAGGUUUCGUACCGACGACGGCACGUCAGGCCGCCAACUCGGCGACACGAUUUGGGUCGUACAACUUCUUCAAGCAAAUCGCAGAGUCAUACGUGGCGCCUGGUGAGAAGCUGGGCGCAGCUAGCACAUUCGGUAUUGGUGGUCUCGCAGGCCUGAUCACGGUGUAUGUGACGCAGCCCGUGGACACAAUUAAGACGCGCAUGCAGAGUAUUGAGGCGAAGCACCUGUAUAAGAACAGUUGGGACUGUGGGAGUCAGCUUGUGCGGAAUGAGGGCUUCCUGACGCUGUGGUCAGGAGCGUUGCCGAGGUUGGUGAGACUGAUGCUUAGCGGUGGUAUUGUGUUUACUAUGUACGAGAAGAGCAUUGAGUUGAUGGAUAAGGUGGAUCCGGAUAAGAGAUACAUUUGAGUACUGGAAUAGAUAGAGAAGGGGCUUCGUUAUUUUGUAUGUCAUACCACCGCUAGACGAUGUCAAGGCAUCGAAUGUAAAUUUGGAUAAUAGAUAUUAUGGGAGCUGAACUA
Messenger RNA from Pseudogymnoascus verrucosus, 1181 nucleotides. RefSeq lists its product as uncharacterized. The transcript is spliced from 4 exons. Bases 169 to 1068 code for a protein of 299 amino acids. Lineage: Eukaryota; Fungi; Ascomycota; Leotiomycetes; Thelebolales; Thelebolaceae. The record is from RefSeq and is a predicted model, not a curated record. Gene Ontology annotation, biological process: mitochondrial citrate transmembrane transport.